AUGUAAAUAUACACAAUGUGAAGACAUAAGUCUUCCAGACACUUUAGAGCCCACUCUACAUAAGUACGGGUGUUACCAAUUACAAUUGAUAUCAAACAAUGGUACCUGUUCUUUGGGCAACGCUGACAUAUCCAGCAAUGAAGAUUUAGAAAUCUGUGACGAAUUUGUGUACAAAGAUGAGAAUUCCUUUGUUGGAGAACACAAUCUGGGCUGCUCAGAUUGGAAGCGCACAUUCCCAGGAAUGAUACACAGUUUCGGCUACAUGAUCGGACUUCUUAUGAUGGGACCUCUCGCUGACAAGAUCGGUAGAAAGAAACUGAUAAUUUUGACGGGAACUAUAGCAGCGUUUAUGGGACUUGCUAAGAGUAUAGCGCAGGUUUACUGGCUGUACAUAGUUUUGGAGCUGGUCGAGGCUUUGUUUGGAGAUACUUACUCAUGUACAUUUAUGUUAGGUGUAGAAAUGGUAACAAAAGAGAAUCGAGUUUCAUUCAUCACGCUAAUGACAGCAAGCACGUCGAUAGCAGGAAUAUUGAUGGCUCUCAUAGCCUGGGCAGUUCCCUACUGGAGAUAUUUCCUCAGAGUAAUUUAUGCACCGUCCUUGCUAUUUUUAUUAUUCGCUUUUCUGCUGGAUGAGAGUCUCAGAUGGUUAUUAAUCAAAGGACGAAAGGAAGAAGCUAAGGAUGUGAUAAUGAGAGCAGCUAAAUUAUCCAAUAUUGACUUAAGUGAUGUCGACUUAGAUAACAUAGAAUGUGAGAAGGAGGUUGAAGCAACGAAUUGGAUGGACCUUCUUAAAGUGACGGUUGGGUCGAGGAAGUUGGUGUUUCGGUUUGCUGCGUGUGUCUGCAUGUGGGUCACUGGCCUGUUCAACAAGUACACCUUACUAAUAAACUCAGUAGAACUAGAAGGGAAUAAGUACAUCAACUAUGCUUUGACCUCGUUCUCUGAACUUCCAGCUAGUUUCGCCAUAGUAUUCCUGCUGAACAGAUAUAAAAGAAGAAUACCAUUGAUGUUUACAUUUCUAUUGACUGGCGUUUUUUGUAUUGGACAGUCUUUUGUGCCGAAAGGUAACAUAAUACUAUCAAUAUCUUUGUUCCUGGUGGGACGAUUCAUGGCGACCAUAUCUCUUGCUAUCGUCUACUUAUACACGUCAGAAUUAUUCCCCACACACACUAGAAACACGAUGCAUGCGUUGUGCUCAUCAUUAGGAAGAACUGCUACUCUGGUGGCGUCACAGACUCCACUAAUGCUGUAA
This is a messenger RNA of Spodoptera litura, 1252 nucleotides long. NCBI's taxonomy places the organism in Eukaryota, Metazoa, Arthropoda, Insecta, Lepidoptera, Noctuidae. The record is from RefSeq and is a predicted model, not a curated record.